Protobothrops mucrosquamatus (brown spotted pit viper) is the source of this 1053-nucleotide messenger RNA. RefSeq names its product prolactin-releasing peptide receptor-like. Bases 1 to 1053 code for a protein of 350 amino acids. Gene Ontology annotation, cellular component: neuron projection; plasma membrane. The record is from RefSeq and is a predicted model, not a curated record. The transcript has a single exon. Gene Ontology annotation, biological process: G protein-coupled receptor signaling pathway. Lineage: Eukaryota; Metazoa; Chordata; Lepidosauria; Squamata; Viperidae. Gene Ontology annotation, molecular function: neuropeptide binding; neuropeptide Y receptor activity.
AUGUAUGCAUCAUUUGAAGGUUCUAGCACCCUUCCUACAAACACCAGUGCAGUACCUCUCGACUCUGCUACGAAUGGGACCAAUAUAUUUUUCCAGGGUUUGCAGCUGGUGCAGCGACUCAAAUUGCUGAUCAUCCUGUUGUACACAGGGGUGGUCAUUAUCGGGAUGGUAGGUAACUGCCUCCUGGUCCAUGUCAUUCUGCAUGUCAAGAAGAUGCACAAUGUCACCAACUUCCUCAUUGGGAACCUAGCCCUUUCCGAUGUGGCGAUGUGCACCACAUGCGUCCCACUUACUCUUGCCUAUGUUUUUGAGCCACGGGGAUGGAUUUUUGGCAGCGCAAUGUGCUAUUUUGUCUACUUCAUGCAGCCGGUGACUGUUUAUGUCUCUAUCUUCACCUUGGUCACCAUUGCAGUUGACCGAUACAUUGUCAUUAUACACCCUUUGCGACGCCGUGUCUCCCUUCAGCUUAGUGCCUAUAUGAUCCUCUUUAUCUGGAUUUUGUCCUGCUGCUUAGCCUUGCCAGCUAUGGCACACACCUAUUAUGUGGAGCUGGAUCAGCAAGGCGUCAUCCUAUGUGAGGAGUUCUGGGGGGAGCAAGAACACCAAAGACAAACCUAUGCUUUGUGUCUGCUGCUCAUUACUUAUUUUUUUCCUUUGCUGGCCAUCCUCAUAUCCUACAUCAAGAUCUCCCUCAAACUAAAAAACAGGGUGAUGCCGGGCAGUGUCACUAAAAACCAGGCAGACUGGGACAGAGCUAGGCGGAAAAGGACCUUCUGCUUGUUGGUCAUAGUAGUGGUGGUCUUUGGAGUUUGCUGGCUUCCCCUUCAUGCCUUCAACUUUAUUCGGGACGUUAACAUUAAUGCCAUUGACGCUUAUUAUUUCAGCCUUAUCCAACUGGUUUGCCAUUGGUUUGCUAUGAGUUCUGCCUGUUAUAACCCCUUCAUAUAUGCCUGGCUUCACGAUAGCUUUAGGGAAGAACUUAAAAAAUUACUUGCCUGGCCCAGGAAAGUAGUUCCCUCUGGGCAAAGUGCAACUGUGAGUGUUGUUAUCUGA